AUGACAACCGAGUUUGCAGUCGAAAAGGAAAUUUUAGCUGUGAGUUCUUUUUUUUGCAAAGUUGAUUAUCCAUACCAACCCCUAUAUGCUGAGACAAAGGAGUAUUUAGAUGCAUUUUUCCGCAAGGAUGGAUUUGUUAUCCUUUGCGAUCGUGUUUUUGGGCGCCUUCAUGAUUCUAAUUUCCACGAAGAAAGUCCAUGUUGGAUGGAUAUAGCAAACAACUCGCCAAACUCUUCAAUGGCCUCGGCACUUUUCCGCUUUUUAGCUCCGAGCACUCCCUUUAUAAAUCUUCUGGACUCUUUUUCAUUACCGUCAGUUGAAUUUUCAACAAAAGCAAAGAGUUCCUGGAAAUAUGAAAGUAUUGAGAAGCCCGAAGAGUCUCCUGCCAAGUACACCGUUGACUUUCCCUUAUCAACAUUGUAUCGAAAUUCAUUUAGUCUUUUAGGUGAACCUAACGACGUUAGCUUAUACAAAAUGCCACGAUCUAAGUGUCCGCCCCUUUUGCUUGUCCCUUUUUGGAUUCCGCCUUUGGUUACACGUAAAGAAGUUUCAUCAAAGCAAAUAAUGACUUCUUUACCAUGCCUACCACUUCCCUACUUUAUUCUGCGUAUGUUUUGUUAUGCAAUGCGCCGAUGUGAGAAGCAUGGUAGUGGUAUUAUCUCGAGAAGAGCUCUUGGUGUUAUCGGUUUGUUUCAUCACUUCCGCGAGAAUCUACUUUCAUUUUUUCACCAAAAGGCUGCCAUCGAAUUCCCAUUUUACCAUCGUGUUCUAACUGCCUUUAUUCAAUACUAUACAACCCCUACACUAUUCCGAAAUCUCUCUUCGAAAAUUGCUUUCGAGGAAAUUAUGUGGACUUCCGCCGACACUAUUGCCGCACUAUUAAUUUGCUCGCCUGUUUUGCUUUCGCACAGAAAUAUAUCACAACCCGCAUUGGAAUGGCAUCGGGGUCCAGUUUAUGAUCCCUCUGCAGUAGCUCAGCUUCUAUGCACAACCCCAUUUCUAACUGAAAUAUUUAUCACAAUGACUAUCAAUAGCGAUGAUAAAAAUAGGUACGCGUUUUCUUUGAGAAACAGAGAGUUUCAGAAUGAUUCUCUUUGCAAGUGUUCUAAUGACAUUAUCGACAUUUAUUCAAGUUUUUACAGAAAUUGCCUGAUUAGCUUGAGGGAGUGCCUUUUGUCGUUGGAUGGGUUUCCUUGCGUCCGUCGUGUUCAUCUUAAUAAUCUGUUGGAGCUGUGGUUGAUUCUUAUGAACCCGUUAUCACGUAAAGGAGAGUUUAUCGAUGAUCGUUACGUGCUUCGCCAUUUUGAAGCAUACUCAUACAUCACUAUUGACGUAUUGGAAAUGUUCGCGAAAAGUUCCUUGAUUGAAACUCUAGACGGGACAGGCAUCUCUUUAUUAUCCAGAUGUCUACAAAUUUUAUCAAAUGACAACUUCAAACGGCUUAUCUCAGCAUUACAAUGUGAAAAUUCUGAGAAGACUGCUUUGCCUAAUGUCAUUUUGAAGAACUGUGUUUUGAAUUGGGCCGAGGAUCAGGAUUUAGCUUUGCAGAUGGCAAACUUUAGUAGUGAUAAAACGUGUUCUCUAGCAGCUCAUGUCUACGCCCUACUAGAACGAAAGUCGCUUCGAUCUUUGCAUGUUGGAAUUCAGAAAGAAGUAGAAAUAUGCUUAACAUAUAUUGAACAGAUCUUUCCUAUAUCUAAACAGAGAAUUGAAAAAUGGAGAGGGAUGUUAAAUAGUGGUGCACCUAAAAAUAUACCUAUUGGAUGCUCCGUUACUCCCUUUCAUAAUGUUUCAACUGCACACAUCUUGUCUGAAACAGACAAGAGUAAUUUUUUCAAGGGCUAUAAGCAGAGACGCGUUGUUUGUUUAGAUCCUAUACGAUUUCCGACAAAAAGCGAUGAGAUAUAUGGAAGAAAUUAUCAUUUAUUCGACUCUACUAUGCGUCAAGAAUUUCCAUUGCUUAUCGGAUUUACUAUUUUUUGUGACGCAUUGCUCAAUAAACUAACUGACAUUUUAUUUUCUAGUCUGAUUCAAAAAUGUGACAACGGGCAUAAUUUAUGGCUUGUUCAUUCUAGAAAUUAUUCAUGUUGUAAUCAUUACUCUGAAAUGGCGAUAUGGGAAUGUAGCAUUUGUGAGAAAGCUUACGGUAUGUGUUGUAGAUCAGGACCUACCAUAACUAUUAAAGGGGAAAGAUUACAUCUUGCUAGUGGUUCAAAUCAAACGAAGCUGUGCUCAUGGUGUGGCGAGAUUUUCUUGCCAAAUGGGCUUUUUUAUGUUUCACAUGAGAAUAAUAACCUUUUCCUAUGCCCUAACUGUGCUUCAAGACCUUUCAAACCGUGGUGUACAAGGUGGAUAGCAGCAUAUAAAACAUGGAGCUACAUUUUUGUUAUUCUUCUAUUUUUCCUUGUGGUAUGGGUCUACCUGAAUCUAUGA
This is a messenger RNA of Phytomonas sp. EM1, 2433 nucleotides long. NCBI's taxonomy places the organism in Eukaryota, Euglenozoa, Kinetoplastea, Trypanosomatida, Trypanosomatidae. The record is from the annotation of a GenBank genome assembly.